This is a messenger RNA of Ilyonectria robusta, 2763 nucleotides long. RefSeq lists its product as uncharacterized. The transcript has 6 exons. The record is from RefSeq and is a predicted model, not a curated record. Gene Ontology annotation, cellular component: nucleus. The coding region runs from base 1 to 2763 and encodes 920 amino acids. Gene Ontology annotation, biological process: positive regulation of transcription by RNA polymerase II. Lineage: Eukaryota; Fungi; Ascomycota; Sordariomycetes; Hypocreales; Nectriaceae. Gene Ontology annotation, molecular function: zinc ion binding; DNA-binding transcription factor activity, RNA polymerase II-specific; transcription cis-regulatory region binding.
AUGGACCAAGCCUCCGGUGUGGCGUCUGCGGCCACUACAUCUCAACAACCCCCUCCGGCCACUGCUCAGCAAGACGACGACGGUAGGGACGAUCCCAAUCGCAAGAGAGCCAAUGUUAGAAAGCGGACAAAGACGGGAUGUUUGACUUGUCGCAGGAGACGCAUCAAAUGCGAUGAGGGCAGGCCGAUCUGCAACAAUUGCAUCAAAUCCAAGCGGCAAUGCGAGGGUUACAGUCAGCGCGUCAUCUUCAAGGAUCCAAUGGGUGCUAUUCAGGGCGGUCCGUUCGGCCCAGCCUUGUACCCUUCAGGAUCCGCACAUCUCGGCCAGAUGCAGGGCAAAAAUCCAUCCCAAGGGCCCUUGCCCGUUAUUGCUCCCAAGCCCCCUUCAUUAAGUUAUCAAGGCCACGAGAAUACGACCUACGGACACUAUACUCAUACGCAGCACGGUCAACCAGUGUAUGAACUCAACUCGGGCCAACCAGUUCAACUUCCGUAUACACAAGCCAACACUUCGGUAUCGCCGCAGACCACAGCCGGAUACGUUAAAAUCGAGCAUGAUCCUCGCUCCCACCACUUUGGACCCCCUCCUAAUGGACAGGUUGGCAAUAGCUAUUCAACUUCCAGACCGCCGACGACGACCGAUGGGCCAGAUGAAGCUCAAGAGGAGUACAUUGAUGCUCAGUUUUUGGACGACGACUCGCUAGAUGAAGAUGCCGAGAUGGGCGAAUCAGACGAUGAGUCCCGGGAUCCCCAAGAGAUCCUAGGCCCAAUGGUGAAGCAGUUCAAUGGGUCAUGGGAUGUGGACGGCACUCAAGUCCGAGCCUUUUCCUCAUUUGCGAAGUGCAACGUCCUUUCAGAAUACACGGCUUCUGCCCAGACGUCAGAACUCAAGGAUGCUAGGAUAUUGGCCAUAUUCAUGCAUUUUAUCCAAGUCACAGGCCCGAGCAUGUCACUAUAUGAACGCCAUCCAUUCGAUCACGGAUGCGAUGAUGCCUAUGAUACCACUCCCAGAGGAUCCAACAACCUCUGGAGCUACACCUUCCCAAUCAUAGCCUUCAACCACCCUGCGCUGCUUCACGCCAUUUUGGCCCUGGCAAGUUUGCAGAUCGCCAAACUACAGAAGAUCCCGGCCACUGCAGCCAUGAAGCACUACCACCUGGCAAUUCGCAGAAUAGCCAAGAACGUCAACAAACCGCUAAGGCGGACGCAACCUCCAACCCUUGCAGCGACCCUUUUACUGGCAUACUUCGAGGUCUGGUCGUCGGACCACAACAAAUGGUGUAACCAUCUCUUUGGCGCCAGGAUUUUGCUUCGCGAGAUGCCCCUGAAACGUAUGUCCAGAAGAUGCUUGCCGAUCAAACGCCUUGCCCAGAGAAGGAAGGAUGCCGAGGACCAGAACCAGAUGAAUUCUUUCUUCCCUGGCUACAACGUGAACCCACUGAGCAAACUACUUGAUCUUGACUAUGAGCUGCUGCAAAAGUUGUCAGGCUUGAAUGUCAUUGCCGAGGACUAUUGCUUGGGUGAAGACCAACCUCUUGACCCGGGGAGCCACCUCACUUCGGAAAAAGAUAUCGAGCAGUACGAGAAUUUACGGGACUUGUACUGGUGGUAUUGUAAGAUGGAUGUAUAUCAGAGUAUGCUGGGCGGUACGAAGCUGUUUAUGGAAUACGAACACUGGGCUCAAUGCCCGCCUCGAGGCCCCAUUUCUAGGUUGGAUGCUAUAUAUGGAACAUACGAUCAUCUCAUGCUCCUGCUAGGACGGGUGACAGAUUUCUCUUCCAAAGACGUAGCUCGAAAGCGAAGAGCAAGCCAAAAUAGGGCCCCUCCUCCGGGGGCACCAUCCCCCCCGGCGUUUGUUGGCAUCAUGCCCACAACUGGAAAAUUCAAAGUUCCAAUGGGGUUUUCGCCCCCGCGAGAGUCCUCCCCACAGAGUGAAUCCAGCGAUGACCAAGAUCCCGAUAUCAGUUUCCAUAUCGCAGUUCAGCAGUGGGAGUCUAUCAAGGAAGGAUUUGAAGCCUUUGAGAAAAGCCUGGGGCCCGAGUUCCAGCCUCUCCGGCCAGAGUAUUCAGAUAGAAGGGAUUCGCCUUUUGGGAUGACGUUACAGUAUCGGACCUUCUCGGUUGCCGGAAUCUGGAUGAACUUUUACAUGGGCAUGAUUCACUUGUACCGUACCCAUCCCUCAAUGGCCCCAGCAGCCAUGCAGGCGGCCGGGAUGGCGGCACAUCAGACGGGAGCGUACUCGAACAAGCUUGGACGGAUAGCCGCGGGCUUGUCGGACGAUUGCUCUCAGGUGACGGAGAUCAGCACUCUCGUCAGCGCGGCUUUUAUCGAGAGCUGUUUCUGCCUGUUUGUGGCAGCCAUCGAGUACCGAGAAGAUGCCCAACGUCAGUGGGUCGUACGCCGUUUGCGUGACAUCUCCCGUCUCACGGGCUGGCAGUCUGCGAGACAGAUCGCUGACGGCUGCGAGUCGGGCUGGGUCAAGGCCGCCGAAAUCGGUCGUGGCCCGCCGUAUGUCCGCGUGAAGGAAGUUGGUGUGCCGAUAUCUGUCUGGAAUGACACCCGGCGCAUCGCCCGCAAGAUCCGAGAGCUCGACCAAGGAGACGGCGAGGAGCGACGCCUGGUGCUGGCCAAGUCCGAGCGCGCCUCGUAUGCACUCGGACUGCUCGGGGUGGAACACGACCUUCAAUUCCUGGAGCUCAAAGAUGAGAUGGUGGUAGUGCCACAGGAAGGGGAGCGGUCCAUUGGGAUCGAUAACGUGAUAUGA